AUGGGAGACGGGAAUAGUGAUGCCAUUAUUAUAGUCACCGCGGUGUUCCUCGGGUUAUCACUGGUGACGGUCUGUCUGCGAUGCUUUGUUCGGCUGAGAAUCGUGCGCGCCUUCGGGUGCGAUGAUGCCCUGAUUGUGACGGCGAUGGUAAGCAGUCUCGCAGUCCGCUUCUCCUGGAUUCGCACUGACAGCUCUUCAAGGUACUCAAUGUGGCAUUCGCCCGUCUGCCAGCUCCUCUAUAUCAUCACCGUGACGAUCGGCCGACUAUCCAUUGCCAUCACCUUACUUCGCCUGACCGUCGAGCGCAUCCAUACAUGGAUUCUCUACGCCGUGAUGGUGCUGUCCACGGCGGUGGGGAUCGUCUUUCUUUUUGUCUCAAUCUUCCAAUGCCAGCCAGUCUCCUACUACUGGAAUCUGCUAUGGAUGGAAGGCCACUGCCUGGACAUGGACGCACGUCUCGGGAUCGUAUACAUGUACAGCGGAGUGGUGGCGGCCUGUGAUUUCACCAUGGGCAUUCUCCCCGUGUUCAUCAUCUGGCGGCUUCAAAUGGAUCCUCGCACGAAAGUCGCCGUCGCGGGGAUUUUAGGGAUUGCUUGCAUAGCCAGCGCUGCGGUUAUCGUGCGCAUCCCUUUUCUCAGUUCGGCAAAGAGUCCAGACUUUCUCCACGCAACCACACAAAUAUCCAUUUGGUCCAACAUUGAAGCGAGCUUGGGCAUCACCGCUGGCAGCCUUGCGACCGUCCGACCGAUCAUCCGCAUGUGGUCCAGGACGACUGCGGCCACUCCCAGCCAGCAUAGUCUGUUCGCUACAUAUCCGAUCACUAGCAAACGUCGCGGUACUGCCGAUAGUCGAGAUGAUGCCAAUAGUCAUUCCACCUAUGCCAGUUAUACCGCACACUCUCAGUGGCCUCCACAGAUGGCAGAUGCUAUUCCAUAG
Aspergillus pseudotamarii is the source of this 936-nucleotide messenger RNA. RefSeq lists its product as uncharacterized. Lineage: Eukaryota; Fungi; Ascomycota; Eurotiomycetes; Eurotiales; Aspergillaceae. The record is from RefSeq and is a predicted model, not a curated record. The transcript is spliced from 5 exons. The coding region runs from base 1 to 936 and encodes 311 amino acids.